Molecule: messenger RNA, 4399 nt
Organism: Drosophila miranda
Lineage: Eukaryota; Metazoa; Arthropoda; Insecta; Diptera; Drosophilidae
Gene: Ent3
Product: equilibrative nucleoside transporter 4
Exons: 3
Coding region: 1227-3260 (677 amino acids)
Biological process (GO): nucleoside transmembrane transport
Cellular component (GO): plasma membrane
Molecular function (GO): nucleoside transmembrane transporter activity; monoamine transmembrane transporter activity
Source: RefSeq, a predicted model, not a curated record
UGUGUAUUUUGUUGUUGGAUUCUUUGGAACGAAAAGGGCGACAUAAGGGACAUGUGAGCUGAAGCCUAGAGUCUACAGCCUUUCGAGCCUCCUACUUGGCUUUCCGAAUGAGGCGUUUUACGUAACCCUGAUUCUUCCCUGAUUUAGCUGACCCUCCUCUCGUAUUUUUGUCCAUAUUCCGCUUUAUUGUAAAUAAAAAAAACACCGGCUUCGCUUUUGGAAUUGUCUGACUUCUCCGAUUUAUUAUAGAACUCAUUGAGACCCUUCUCGCGUCUCAUUUCACAGAAAAAUAGUGUUAAAUACCUUGAAACCCUUCCACAAACUAUAAUCAUUGCCCUUUAACCUAUUCAGUUGGGCUGAAAUAAAAACAGGGCAUAAUAUCUCAUAGAUACGUGUGCUAGAGGCCGCAAACUUUUUUGUUUCAUCAAAAUCGAUAAGUUGGUUGGAAAAGAUAUGGCGGUAUGUCCACAAAAACUGGCUGUUUGCCCUCCAGGGACGUGCAGAUCAAUACCCACAGUAUACAUAUGUGAUCAAUUGGUGUUUUUGUUGAAUGCAAAAAUCAAUGGCUUGUGGAAUGUACACGCUAUUUGAUGUUGAAUAAAAGCUACCCAGUGUUUUUCGAAUCAUUUACACCCCAAACGGAGUUGGUAACACUAAAGGGCCACUGAAAGCGGCUCAAUUGAGGGGAAGAAAACAGUUUUGGUGUGCCGACAGAGCCCACAACAGGCUGAUUCUGGCCAAUUAACCGACGCGUGCGGUGCUGAACCGAGUUGAACAAAAUCAAUCGUAUGCCACAUGCGCAGUGGCGGGCGUGGUGAGAAAAAUGCCAGGACAUGGGCAUAGCCAGAAUAUGGCCAGCAGUUGUUGUCCACGGGAGGAAUGUUUAAGUCAAUCGUUGAAAAGGAUAAUCCAAAGCUCCCAUAAUAAAACCACAAUUCGGAAGUGAACAAUUGAGAAGGCCAGAAAGCCACGGCAGUCCAUAGUUUCUGGGCCUCCACAAAUAUGCCAUCAAGUGCGGCAAAAUUGUGCCUGUUGUCUAUCGAUUUGUGUGUAACUCUUUCCCACGAAGCUGCUGCUGCUGCAGCCUGCAGUUCCGACGAAUGCGAAUAAUGCAAACGCCCCCAGCACUGAGAGACGAUUAAUUGCAGCAAAAAGCAACAGCAGUGGCAACGGCAACCCAACCGGAUAUCGCGGCAAUCAACAAAACAGAACCGAAGCGAACCAGAAUGGACGUGGGCGGACAGGACACUACCUACGAGCCGCUGGACCGUGACCGGGGCGGCAGUAUCCCGGCCGGCGAGGGCGGCCGCCGACAUCCUGGCAGCAUGGACAGUCCCGAGUACGAGACGCGUGCCCCCAAGGACCAGCGGCGUGCGGUCUAUCUGGCCUUGAUGGCAGCGGGCAUUGGCUUUGUAUUGCCCUACAAUAGUUUUAUAAUCGCCGCGGAUUAUUGGCAGGGACGGUUCCCCGGUCGCCAUGUGGCCCUGGAUAUGUCCAUGACGUACAUCUUUGUGGCCUUUGCCACGGUAUUGCUCAACAACAUUGUGCUCUCGCUGGCCCCCUUCCAGAAGCGGGUGAUUUUCGGCUACAUGGUGUCCUUCACCACCCUCGUGUUCGUGGCCGUCUGCGAGGUGGCCUGGCAUAUGUUCGCCACGAACACCGCCUAUCUGGUAAACAUGUCCGCUGUGGCGCUGACCGCCAUCGGCUGCACGGUGCAGCAGUCCAGCUUCUACGGAUUCGCCUCGAUGCUGCCGCAGCAGUACACGCAGGCGGUGAUGGCCGGCGAGAGCAUUGCCGGUUUUCUGGUGUCUUCCAAUCGGGUGGUGACCAAGCUGCUGAUCAACAACGAUCGCGUCUCCACGGUCAUCUUCUUUCUGACAUCGACGCUGUACAUUAUCUUCAGCUAUCUACUGCACCGGGCCACCAUCAAUUCGCCCUUUGUGCGGUACCAUGUGGAGGCCUGCUCGAAGAUUAUACUGCGACCGGAUGAGCAAGAGAUUGACGGAGUACCCAGCACCACACGCUAUGGAGUGCUCUCGAUGGAUGGAACCCACACCACGACGACCGUAUCGGGUGGCAAUCCUGUGGCCGGGAACACGCUCAGCUUCAGCAAUCCCGUGUACGAGCUGUCCAAUCCGACGGCCGGCGAGAGCAGCAUCGAGGCACUGGGCCAAUUGCCGUCCGAUCUGCCAUCGACCCCCCAUGAGCCGACAACGCCCACCACAGUGGCGUUCAAGGUGGAGCACGUGAUCCAGCCGCGUCGCUGCAGACCGAGCAAGCUGAGCGACAUACGCGAGGGAUUUGUGAGCAGGUGGCGCGUGGCGCAGGUCAUCUAUCCGUACAUGGUGUGCAUUGCCCUGGCCUACUGCGUGACCCUGUCCCUGUAUCCGGGCAUCGAUGUGGAGGUGCAGUCGUGCGCCCUCGGCUCCUGGAUGCCCGUCCUUCUGAUGUUCUGCUUCAAUCUGUCGGAUGUGGCCGGCAAGAUGCUGGCCGCCAGCCCGUAUCCGUGGUCGCGCCGACAGCUCAUACUGUUGUCGGGACUGCGAAUCGUGCUCGUGCCCCUGCUUCUGCUCUGCUGUGCGCCGCGUCAGCGUCCCGUCAUAUCCGGGGAGACGGCGCCCUUUGUCUUCACCAUCGCCUUGGGGAUCACCAACGGCUUGGCCGGCAGUCUGCCCAUGAUCCUGGCUCCUGCCAAGGUGCCGGGCACCCUCAAAGAGGUCACGGGCAACAUAAUGACCCUGUCCUACAAUGUGGGGCUGACCGUUGGCUCCCUGAUUGGUUACGUGUUUGAGAGCAUGCUGGGGCCCCAGCUUUUGAAUCCCUGCCCCUUGUAUCCGUAUGUGCCGGUCUCGAUGCUGGAGCACAUCCACGGCCACGGCCACGGCCAUAUGCCGCCCCUUCCGCUGACCAGCAGCACCACCGUCCCCCCCACAACCAGCACAAGCGCAGCCACGUCUCUGGUUCCGCUCCUGCUAAAUGCAACGAUUGCCACCCUGACCGGCAGCAGCAGCGUCAGUCCUCUAACCGAAAGCUCAAGUUCCAUUGGGACCACAGCCAGCCCCGCAUUGGCCACGGUCAUAACCACCACGGCCCUGGCUCUGUACAGCACCGUGGCUGGCAGUAGUGCGGAGGUGAUCAAUGCCACCCUGUCGACCUUCCUGUCCACGGUGAGCAGUUCGGUGGGGGACAUCAGUGACGAGAUGGCUGGUGGCAUGACCACAGAUCCACAGACCCCAGAGGCCUUGAUGGAGAAUAUUUAAAGUGGCGCGAGAGGCUUACAAGAGACAGUCCAUUGACUUGCUGGAGCUGAAGUUCCACUGAAUAUCACCCCCCUUUCCACUUGACCAUAUCCCUUUCAAACUUAUUUUUAAUGAUGCGUUGAAAGCAUGCAUGUAUCUCAGAGAUACAUAUUCAGCUCCAGAGAGAGAGAGAGAGAGAGAGAGAUUGAGAAACUUGCCAUGAAAUAAUACCCGCUGAUCUCUCUGUACAACGCUGAUCUCUUUGGUCAAGUAACCAGAGACAUUGUAAAGGCUUUAAAGAUGGUUCUCGAUCUCAUUUUUUUGAAAUUUUCACCACAAAAAAUAUCUUUCAGCUCAAAAAGUUAUUACAAAUAUUAUAGAAUAUACUCGUAAAAUAGCAUAACGUAAGCAACAACUGUUCUUGUCUUGUCUGUACUAAUAUGUAUAUCUCCAAUAACUGAAUUGUGUCUAGUAUACCUUUUGUUCAGCGGUUGAUUUUAGCUGUUCUUGACUCGCGGAGCAUCUAUAACACUCAAAAAAACCAAAAAAAACCUGUUAACCUAGGCCUAAAUACAUAUACGGAUAAGGUGUGUGCUUGUGUGUGAUCGAAUGCCGCUGGAGUAUGUCCUUUGUCCUUCGCUUUGCCACCCACAGAGUCCGUUACACGUGAUGAUUGUAUAGCACCUAAGGGUAUUCGUUUAUUUCAGUUGGGCGGGGGGAUAUCUUGGUAAGGAUUGUAAUUGCCUUCUCCUUUAAUUGUUCUUGUUUUUAGCUUAAAUACUAGCCAAAAAUGCAGCAUCCGAAUACGUAGUCUUAAGUAUUUGUUUUGUAUGAAUAAGAUAUGGUUUAUGUAGCCGGGAAAGUGUGCAAAAAAAUACAAAAAAAAAACAAAAAAAAAAACAAAAAGUGUUAGCAUAGAAAUAUUUUAAUAUACAUACAUAUAUUGUAAAGUACGAGCAGAGCUGGUGGCUGGAGGAUGAAGGCUGGAGGGGCGCUCCCUUAAUUCGGUAAUAUUUAUUUAGUCGCCGAGUCGCCCGUGGGCUGUGAGCUGUGCGGGAGAAGUGUAUUAGUCUAACUAGAUACAAAAUCAAUAAUAAUUCAAUAAUUUGUUUGUCAACAAUCAAGAACAAAAAUAACAAAUUAGCCUUCAAUAAUAUAAA